GCGGGGGCGCGCGCGGGGCCGGGCCGGGCCGGGCAGCUCGGGGCUGCGCUCUCGGAGGAGCGCGACUCUUGCCCCGAAGGUUUGUGGCGUCGUCGGCGCCGCGGCAGCGCCGGCCAUGAGGACCCUGUGGAUGGCGCUGUGCGCGCUGGCGCGGCUGUGGCCCGGGGCCCUGGCCGGCUGCGCCGAGGUGGGGCGCUGCUGCCCCGGCCGGGACCCCGCCUGCUUCGUCCGCGGCUGGAGGCUGGACAGGGUCUACGGGACGUGCUUCUGCGACCAAGCCUGCCGCCUCACGGGGGACUGCUGCUUCGACUACGCCAGGGCAUGUCGAGCUCUCCCAUGCGUGGUCGGGGAGUGGAGCCCCUGGAGCGGCUGCGCCGACCGCUGCAAGCCGACCACCCGCGUGCGCAGGCGCCCGGUGCAGCAGGAGCCGCGGAACGGCGGGGCGCCCUGCCCGCUGCUGGAGGAGAGAGCCGGCUGCCUGGAGUACUCGACGCCGCAGGGCCAGGACUGCGGGCGCUCUUUCGUCCCUGCCUUUAUCACUGCCUCUGCCUUCAGCAAGGAGAGAACGAGACAAGCUGCCUCUCCGCACUGGUCUACAGACACAGAGGACACUGGGUACUGUAUGGAGUUCAAGACAGAGUCUUUGACACACCACUGUGCCAUGGAAAACCGCCCUCUGACUCGAUGGAUGCAGUAUCUCCGAGAGGGGUACACAGUGUGUGUCGACUGCCAGCCUCCAGCUAUGAACUCUGUGAGCCUUCGUUGUUCCGGGGAUGGCCUGGACUCUGAUGGAAAUCAGACUCUCCAUUGGCAAGCAAUUGGCAAUCCUCGGUGUCAAGGAACUUGGAAAAAAGUUCGGCGAGUAGAACAGUGUUCUUGUCCAGCUGUUCACAGUUUUGUUUUUAUAUAGACUGCAGUGUAAAUAUUUCAGAUUGUGUUUGUAAACAUGCUAAAUAUUAUCAGGUCGUGUUCAACACUUCAUAAACUUUAAAAACUGUUUGGCCAAAGUCCUUGAACACAUGUCAUCGCUCCACUCUGAAGCAGAGAAAGAAAAUUUAGGGGCCAGUUCUCAGGACACACAGUACCUUUAUUUUUAUUUUUACUAAGUUGAGGACCCAUCCUAAAGGCUCCUGUGCUUUUGUCUCCUUGACCUUUUUACAGAGUCCUCUCCUUCAACAGGUGGCUCAUGUGUAACACAGAAUAUAUGUCUGCUUCCACUAAAAUUACUACAAUAUG
Molecule: messenger RNA, 1236 nt
Organism: Manis javanica (Malayan pangolin)
Lineage: Eukaryota; Metazoa; Chordata; Mammalia; Pholidota; Manidae
Gene: SBSPON
Product: somatomedin B and thrombospondin type 1 domain containing
Source: RefSeq, a predicted model, not a curated record